AUGUCCUUCAUUGAUGAUUACAUCCGCUUCGCUUGGAUAUAUCUCCUAAAACAGAAAGAAGACGCAAAGAAGGCCAUCAAGGACUACGGUACCAGGAUCGAGAAACAGUAUAGCACAACAAUACUGAGAUUCAGAACGGAUGGCGGAUGUGAAUACAUCAACAAGGACACAACGAACUACUUCGACACACAAGGAAUAGUUCAUGAACAGACUCCCCCAUACACUCCUGAAUCUAAUGGAGUUGCAGAAAGAUUCAACAGGAUGGGAGAAGCAUACGCAACAGCUGUCUACCUCAAAAACAGACUACCUCACAGUACGCUUAAGGGAAAGACCCCCUUUGAAGCCCUAAAAGGAACCAAGCCAAGUAUACAACACCUUCAACUAUUCGGUAAAAAAUGCUACGUACACAUCCCAGAAAACUCUAUGCCAGCAGGAAGCAAACUAGCACCCCGAGCGUAUGAAGGAAUCAUAGUUGGAUACUCAGACAGUAAUAAGAUAUACCGUAUCUGGAUAGCAACACAACAUAGGGUAAUUGAAAGUGGGGACGUCACAUUCCCCCCUCCUGAAUCAGGGGAAGUUUCAGUGGAACUCGACUUCAUCUCCAGCGUGAAACCAGACGCGGCAACUGCACCAUCAGACGAUGGAUACGAAUCAGAAGACAGGUCUGAUCCAGAACCCGAAUCGUCAGCCAUCGAAGAAAACCUGAAGGAAGACGCAAGUAGACUGGGAGCCGGAUUGACGGGGCUCACUCCUGGACAUCACCUUACAGGACCUGAUAAACAAGACACUAAUCAAAAACUACCAGGAGAUUUCCCGGCAUCACCGGAACGAAAGAAAGUCCAACUACCAAAGACGCCAAACAAGGGAAAACAACCUGAGUCAUCAGAUCCACCACCAGCUCCAAGACGAUCAAAUCGUGUCCGCAAGAAAAUGGAUUAUGAGCUUGAUAAGGAAAUAAGAAGGAAGGAAUACAACAACAAGGUAAUACAACAACAGGAGCAACUAAAAGAGUACAUUGAAUCAGUUAGAAAGGACGGUCCACGGGAUGAAGGCGAACAACAGGCUAUGAUUAAAGAAUUCAAAGGCGACCUCAUAAAGGCCAGAAAGGAUCUGGACCUAGAAUACCAAGAUGUAUCCAAUGAACCCGCGAUCUAUCGUAUACGCCUUGUAACCGAACCUUCAACCUAUAAUCAAGCCAUGAACAGCGAUGAUCAACACCUAUGGAAAAAGGCGAUACAGACUGAAAAAGACGCCGUUGAUAAAGCCCAUACCUGGGAUAUUGUCAACCGACCAACCAACCGAGCAGUA
Molecule: messenger RNA, 1308 nt
Organism: Morchella sextelata
Lineage: Eukaryota; Fungi; Ascomycota; Pezizomycetes; Pezizales; Morchellaceae
Exons: 2
Biological process (GO): DNA integration
Molecular function (GO): nucleic acid binding
Source: RefSeq, a predicted model, not a curated record